CAUGUGGGUUUGUAGGAAGAAUUUGAAAGGUUAAAUAACAUACUAUAAAAUCUGAUAUAUUCGAGAUUGGAAGUAGUUGAGUGGGAGACCCAGAACUUGUAUUUCUUUUCCUCUGGGAAGUUGUAUUAUAAAAACAUGAAAGAAGAGAAGAAAAAAAAAGAAUGCUGGUGAAGUUUGGUAUAUAUCCUCAUCCUAAUCUGGCGUACCAACGUGGGGAGAAGAUGUAACACGCGUGCAUCCUGAUCAUUAUUCUCCUCCUCCUCCUCCUCCUCCUCUUUGUUCUGCUAUUGUUGACAAUUUGUUAACUUAAGCAUGUCUUAAUUUGCUAUGUCUGAAAUCUAACUCUUUAUCACGAACUCCCUCCCCCCUGCUUUUGUUAAUAUAAGAAGAGAAAGUAGAAGAGAGAGGAAAUUAUAAUGUAUACGCGACUAACUACUUCGACAAACUACAAAAAAAAAGCAUGUAUCAAUAACAUCAUCGCUAUCAACUCCCAUCAAAACAGCAAACACAAUCCAUCCAUCCAUCCAUCUAGAACUCUCUCCUCCUACAUCCCAAGCGCGCAAAGCGCACAACUCGAACCUACCCUAUCUCCCCCCCCUCUCUUUCCUUCUCCCGUCGCAAAGAAAACGCACGUGUCUCGUAUACCUAUUUCCCCAUCCGUCCAUCCGUCCAUCCUACACGCACUCGGCUCCAUGACAUCGGCUCACCAAUCCUCCGUCGUCCCCACCUAAAAAACAGAAAGGAGAAACUCGCCCGCACGUCCCCCAGUUCAGUUCGGUUCGGUCUCGAGCUUGUCCGUUCGGUUCCAGGGGGGAGGAGGAUGAUUGAUUCCUUUCGGGACGAAAGAUCCCGAUGGUAGGGAGAAAGUGUGCCGAUGGGAAGGCUUGGGAAGGUUUGGGGGAGUGUGCGGAGGAUUAGGGCGUUUGAAGGAUUGCGAGCACGUGUGCGCGCAAUAUACGCACGGGGCAGAGUUGGGUAGGGCGGGGGUAAGAGGAGAGCAGGUCGUCACGAAGGAUGGGAGCGUGAAGGAUUUUUGGAUGGAUGGAUCGGGGGUGGGCGAGACGAGACGAGACGAGGCGAUGAUGUUAUUGUGGGUGGAUUGGGGGUUCUUGCUACAACGGUUUCGUCCCUGCUUUCUUACUCUAUUUCCGCUAAUACGCAAACAUGACAGCACUUGAAACCCCGUAAAUGUUUCUUCUCUCAAUUCAAGCGCUGUCAGCAAAGAGCCAAAAACGUUUGCGAAAACGACCACGCCUCCUUCGUAUUCGCA
Molecule: messenger RNA, 1270 nt
Organism: Periconia digitata
Lineage: Eukaryota; Fungi; Ascomycota; Dothideomycetes; Pleosporales; Periconiaceae
Source: the annotation of a GenBank genome assembly